AAAUAAACACUUUCUUCAUAAUACACACAAGAAGUAAUCUGCAAUUAUAACGAGCACGUCAAGGAGCAUUCCUGAUCUUAGCAUCAGCGGCAGCCAAAUGAAUCCUCCACCUCCGCCACCGCCUUCAGCUCCAUGCGCCACAGAGCCGUUUCGCAUAACAACAAAUGCACCGCAAAUGCUCGAUGCAAACUUAACCCCUGGGCGAAGAAAGCUUCAGAAGUGGCUGGGACGUGUCCUACGCAUUGUUAUAACGGAUGGACGUGUUUUGGUUGGUUUCUUCAAUUGCACAGAUCGCGAUGCAAACAUUGUGCUGUCCAUGUGCGCCGAGUACUUGGUGGAGGGACAAGAGCCUCGGCUGCUGGGAAACGUGAUGGUGGCCAAGAAGCAUAUCGUCUCGCUGAACAUCGACGAGCCGCGCACAUCGACAAUUCUUUAAGCCAUUCAUACAAAUUCUGUAAGCAUGCAAUAUUACCUAAUGCAAUACAGGCAAUACUCCCACAGUGAGCCC
Messenger RNA from Drosophila navojoa, 508 nucleotides. RefSeq names its product LSMD1 domain-containing protein Sbat (gene Sbat). The record is from RefSeq and is a predicted model, not a curated record. Gene Ontology annotation, cellular component: NatC complex. Lineage: Eukaryota; Metazoa; Arthropoda; Insecta; Diptera; Drosophilidae. Gene Ontology annotation, molecular function: RNA binding.